This is a messenger RNA of Momordica charantia (bitter melon), 1272 nucleotides long. RefSeq names its product GDSL esterase/lipase At5g55050. Gene Ontology annotation, molecular function: hydrolase activity, acting on ester bonds. NCBI's taxonomy places the organism in Eukaryota, Viridiplantae, Streptophyta, Magnoliopsida, Cucurbitales, Cucurbitaceae. The record is from RefSeq and is a predicted model, not a curated record.
AUGGGUUCCAGAGCCUUCUUCUUCUUCUUCAUCUUCUUGUGUGUAUCAUUCAGUUUUAGAGUUUGUGAAUGUGGUGCCUUAGUUCCUGCAAUCUAUGUCUUCGGAGACUCCUUGGUUGAUGUCGGCAACAACAACCACUUGAAGCUCUCUCUCGCCAAAGCCAACUUCCCUCACAAUGGAAUCGACUUCCCCACUACUAAACCCACCGGAAGGUUCUCUAAUGGCAAGAACGCUGCCGACUAUCUUGCUGAGAAAGUAGGCCUACCGACUUCACCACCGUAUCUCUCCCUAGUAUCCAAGUUUAGAAAGAUUACGAACACGACGCCGUUUAAAACAGGCGUGAGCUUCGCAUCUGGAGGAGCGGGAAUUUUCAACGAAACAAACAAUCUUUUUAAGCAAUCAGUGGCCAUGGGCCAACAAAUUGACUUCUAUUCGUCAGUGUACCAACAUCUAGUCGAAGAGCUUGGAUCCUCUGCGGCACAAGUACAUCUUUCGAAAUCUCUCUUCACCGUUGUGAUUGGAAGUAAUGACAUCUUCGGCUAUCAUGAGUCGUCCGAUCUGCGCAAAAAGUACUCCCCGCAGCAAUAUGUAGAUUUGAUGGCCUCCACCCUCGAGUCGCAACUUAAGCGAUUAUAUAGCUAUGGAGCAAGAAAAUAUGUGAUAGGCGGGGUUGGCUUAGUGGGGUGCACUCCAUCGCAAAGGAAGAGGAGCCGAACAGGCGAAUGCGAUGCGGAAGUCAAUUCGUGGGUGGAGCACUACAACUUUGGCCUAAAAGCAAUGCUUGGGAGACUCAAAAUGGAGCUCAACGGCAUUGCAUUCUCCUACUUCGAUGCAUAUGCAGUCAUGUCCAACUUCAUUCGCACACCAUCCUCUUACGGAUUCACAGAGAUUAGAAGGGCUUGUUGUGGGCUUGGAAACCUAAAUGCCGAUGUUCCAUGUUUACCAAUUGCAGCAUUUUGCUCAAAUAGAAACGACCAUCUCUUUUGGGAUCUCUAUCAUCCUACCCAAGAAGCCCAUCGCCUCUUUGGCAAUUACAUAUUUGAUGGUCCAUUUACGUACGCUCUCAAUGUCAAGCAACUCAUUGCUCUUUAAACCACCAAAAAAGAAAAACAAAAAAAAGUGCCAUCACACACACAUUAUUAUCUAAUUCUUGUAUUGCUGUUAGAGUCCACAAGGAAAGAAAGUGAGUAAUAAAUGUAUACUAUAUCUUUUGAUAUAGAUGAAGAGAGUUCAAAAAAGAUUCGUCUAGUAAUAUUCUCGCAUUGCUGACUA